Messenger RNA from Clonostachys byssicola, 1524 nucleotides. The record is from the annotation of a GenBank genome assembly. NCBI's taxonomy places the organism in Eukaryota, Fungi, Ascomycota, Sordariomycetes, Hypocreales, Bionectriaceae.
AUGGAGCCCAUCGCUGGUCAUCGACGGCGCAAGAGCAGCUUGAUGAGCCCCAUCGGCGGCCUGCCUGCGUCCCCAAUUGGGCGCCCCAGAUCUCAGAGUCUCCGUACUUUCCACCCCAGCCGCCAUCCCUCCGUUGCUGCUGGCACUGGUCCAGGCUUUAACGAAGAGCCAAAGAUUUCCGAAGAAGCGUCGCCAAUUGGGUUUUCCAGGUCGCCAAACGAGGAACGGUUCACCGAUGGCUAUAGCGACGAAGACGACGACACUCUACGAGAUGACGAGGAGACUGGUUUGUCCAAGAAGGAGAAGAAACGCAGGCAGAAGAGAAAAAGGAGGAACACGCAACUCGACCAGCGCGUGGUCAGAGACAAGCCCCUUUCGCGGGAUGAACAAAAGGAGGUGGACAGGAGUCUUAUCAAGCGGAUCGCAAUUAACAUUGCCUUGAUCCUCUUGUGGUAUAUCUUCUCGCUUUCUCUUUCAUUAUACAACAAAUGGAUGUUUGACAAGAACAAACUCAACUUCUCCUUUCCUCUGUUCACAACCUCCAUGCACAUGCUAGUUCAGUUCGCCCUGGCUGCGCUGGUUCUCUACUUCAUACCCGGCUUCCGACCACAGGCAUCCCGGAACUCGGAUCUGGGUAGAUCAAGACACGAGUCGGAGCCAACAAAUGCUCCUCUGAUGACCAAGAUGUUCUACUUCACAAGAGUUGGUCCCUGUGGAGCCGCCACUGGCCUCGACAUUGGCCUGGGAAACAUGUCACUGAAAUUCAUCAGUCUUACCUUUUACAUUUUGAUGGUGUUUGGCGAGGUUGAAUUCAAACUUGGUGGAUUCGCUCUCGUCAUUUCAGCCGCAUUCUUCUCUGGCUUUCGCUGGAGCUUGACUCAAAUUCUCCUCCUCCGUCAUCCCGCCACCUCAAAUCCCUUCUCGAGCAUCUUCUUUAUCAGUCCAAUCAUGUUUGUGAUCCUAUUUGGAUUGGCUAUUCCGGUUGAGGGAUUCGGUCCGCUCUGGGAGGGAUAUGGAGUCCUCACUGCUGCAUACGGCGCAUUCCUUGCACCUCUCUUCUUGUUGUUCCCGGGUUGUAUCGCGUUCCUUAUGACCGCCUCCGAGUUCGCUUUGCUCCAGCGCACCUCAGUAGUCACCCUCUCCAUUGCUGGAAUUUUCAAGGAGGUCGUCACUAUCUCGGCUGCUUCUCUUGUGUUCCACGACAAGUUGACCCCUAUCAAUGCGAUUGGACUUGUCGUCACAUUAAUCGCGAUUAUUGCCUACAACUAUAUCAAAAUUUCCAAGAUGCGGCAAGAGGCACAGGAGCAGUCCGAACCACGCUACCAACAAGCUUCUUCAAUGCCAUCCAGCGAUACCGAUAGUGAUGCCGACGAUGACUCGUAUGAAGAAACGGCAGGCCUACUACCUCCGACCAUUGAUAGGAAUAGCCCAAUGGUCACCUCGGAUGGUGAUUUUCAGCCGAGUGUGAUACCCCAAACAGGACCAGAGCCAAAGUCGCAACAGGCCCCUCUCCAUCACGAAUAA